AUGGCGGACCUGGCGAACGAAGGCUGGGCUCACCGGCCCGGCCCAUCACUCCCGGCGGCUCCAGCCUCCAGCGGCGUCCGGUCGGGGCAGCCGGGAGGCCGCCGGAGCCUCGCCGCCGGGCCGGGAGCCAAGGGGGGCGGGGGGGUGUCGGCCUCGGAUGUAAAUAGACAAUCGGGCCUGGUGCUGGGCCGCGCGCCGCGCUCCCCCUGCCGCCCGCCCGGCGGGGACCCCGGAGACCUCCCGGAGACCCCCCGGCGACCCCCGGCCGCGGGCCCCGUGAGCUCCUCCCCCGCCGAGGGCCGAGGCGGCCGCGGGGUGCCCGCUCCCCUUCGUGACAAGCCGACAGCCGAGCCCCGCUGCGCCCCGUUUACGGGGAACCCCUGCAGGAUCCGGGCCGCUGGAACAGGCCAUGUGACUGCCCUUCCCCGGAGAGCGCUGACAUCCCGUGUGAGCGUCUCUUCGGGGUCCCCACCCCCCGAAAAUCCCCCCAAAAUCAGCCUCACCGGCGGGGUUACAGGGAGGCCCCCCACCUGUGCGGCCCCGAGUCCCCCCGUCUGCAUCGCCUCCCGGCCAUUAGGGGGGUCCCAGAGGUGUCCACACUGGGAAAAGCCUGCCAUUGCUCCGCCCGUCUUUGUGUUUCAGAAGGAUAAAGGACAAAAGUCCUCUGCAGAGCAAAAAGAUUUGUCGGAUUCGGGAGAGGAGCCUCGGGGGGAGGAUGAGGCCCCCCACCAUGGCAUGGGUCACCCUGAGUCAGCGGGUGAGUGUGCCCUAGAACCUCCCGCCCCUGCUAGUGCUCCAGCCAGCGCUCCUCUGCAGCCCGCUCCUGAAGCCCAGCUUCUUCCUUUCCCACGAGGACUGGCAGGGAGGCCAGCUGGCGGCUCCAGUCCAGAAGGGGGAGAAGAUUCCGACCGAGAAGAUGGAAAUUACUGCCCUCCUGUCAAGCGAGAAAGAACAUCAUCUUUAACCCAGUUCCCACCCUCACAAUCAGAGGAGAAGAGUAGUGGGUUCCGGUUGAAGCCACCGACGCUUAUCCACGGCCAGGCGCCCAGUGCAGGUCUGCCGAGCCAGAAGCCCAAGGAGCAGCAGCGCAGUGUUCUUCGCCCUGCAGUGCUCCAGGCCCCCCAGCCCAAGGCACCAUCCCAGACAGUUCCUAGCAGUGGCACCAAUGGGCUCAGCAUCCCGGCAGACUGCACAGGACCCGUGAGCUCAUCUCCCGACACGCCUGCACGGAGGAGUCCCUCAGAAGACACUGAGGGGGCUCGAGCACUUGAGGAGAAAGAGCCCCAGAAAAAUGAGUCCAGCAGCACUUCGGAGGAGGAAAGCUGUGAGAAGAAGGACACCGCCCAGCAGGCGUUUGUCUUUGGGCAGAACCUGAGGGACAGGGUCAAGUUAAUAAAUGAGACCACAGACGCGGCCGAUGUGGAGAACACUGGGCUCCCCACCUCGGAAACACCAACUGCAACGAACUACUUCCUGCAGUACAUCAGCUCCAGUUUAGAGAACUCGACCAACAGUGCCGAUGCCUCCAGCAACAAAUUCGUGUUUGGCCAGAACAUGAGUGCUCGAGUUUUGAGCCCGCCAAAGUCAAAUGAGGUCAGCACGGAUGCCAACAGGGAGAGCGCAGCUGCUGAAUCCGGAUCUGAUUCCUCUUCCCAGGAGGCCACUCCUGAGAAAGAGUCCCUGGCCGAGUCGGCAGCCGCCUACACCAAGGCCACAGCACGGAAGUGUUUAUUGGAAAAGGUGGAAGUCAUCACCGGGGAGGAGGCAGAGAGCAACGUGUUACAGAUCCAGUGUAAGCUGUUUGUGUUCGACAAGGCCUCACAGUCAUGGGUGGAGAGAGGCCGGGGCCUACUCAGACUUAACGACAUGGCGUCUGCAGACGAUGGCACGUUACAGUCCCGACUAGUGAUGCGGACCCAGGGGAGCCUGCGGCUGAUCCUCAACACCAAACUCUGGGCACAGAUGCAGAUUGACAAGGCCAGCGAGAAGAGCGUGCGCGUCACGGCCACAGACACCGAGGACCAGGGCGUGAAGGUCUUCCUCAUCUCGGCCAGCUCCAAGGACACAGGCCAGCUGUAUGCAGCCCUGCACCACCGCAUCCUGGCCCUGCGCAGCCGUGUGGAGCAGGAGCAGGAGGCCAAGACGCCAGCCCCCGAGCCAGGUGUACCCCCGUCCAACGAAGAGGAUGACAGUGAUGACGACGUCCUGGCGCCCUCAGGGGCCACAGGAGCCGGUGCUGGUGAUGAAGGGGACGGUCCAGCAGCCGGGAGCACAUAG
Elephantulus edwardii (Cape elephant shrew) is the source of this 2277-nucleotide messenger RNA. It is a transcript of the gene RANBP3, whose product is annotated as RAN binding protein 3. Bases 1 to 2277 code for a protein of 758 amino acids. Gene Ontology annotation, biological process: protein export from nucleus. Gene Ontology annotation, molecular function: GTPase activator activity. The transcript has 19 exons. Gene Ontology annotation, cellular component: cytoplasm; nuclear pore. The record is from RefSeq and is a predicted model, not a curated record. Lineage: Eukaryota; Metazoa; Chordata; Mammalia; Macroscelidea; Macroscelididae.